CGCCAUCGGGGCGCGCGGCGGCGCGGCAUGGCGGAGUUCCGGGCGCUCGGGCUGGCGCCGUGGCUGGCGGAGCAGGCGCGGCAGGUGGGGCUGCUCCGGCCCACGCCCGUGCAGGCCGCCUGCAUCCCGGCCGUGCUGCAGGGCCGGGACUGCCUGGGCUGUGCGCAGACGGGCAGCGGGAAGACGGCGGCGUUCGUGCUGCCGGUGCUGCACGUGCUGGCCCAGGACCCCUACGGCAUCUUCUGCCUCGUGCUCACCCCCACCCGGGAGCUGGCGUACCAGAUCGCCGAGCAGUUCCGGGUGCUGGGCAAGCCCCUGGGCCUCAAGGACUGCGUGGUGGUGGGGGGCCUCGACAUGGUGGCCCAGGCGCUGGCCCUGUCCCGCCGGCCCCACGUGGUGGUGGCCACGCCCGGGCGCCUCGCCGACCACCUGCGCAGCUCCAGCACCUUCAGCCUCGGCAAGAUCAAAUUCCUGGUGCUGGACGAGGCUGACCGCCUGCUGGAGCAGGGCAGCGCGGAUUUCAGCGCGGACCUGGAGCUGAUCCUGGGCGCCGUGCCCGCGCGCCGCCAGACCCUGCUCUUCAGUGCCACCCUGACGGCCACCCUGAGCCAGCUGCGGGCCCUGGCUGCCAACAGCCCCUUCUUCUGGGAGGCCACGUCCCCGGUGAGGACAGUGGAGCAGCUGGAGCAGAGGUACCUGCUGGUGCCCGAGGCGCUCAAGGACGCCUACCUGGUGCACCUGGUGCAGAGCUUCCAGGACCAGCACGAGGACUGGGCCAUCAUCAUCUUCACCAAGACCUGCAAGGACUGCCAGGUGCUGAACAUGAUGCUGAGGAAGUUCAGCUUCCCGUCCGUGGCUCUGCAUUCCAUGAUGAAGCAGAAACAGAGAUUUGCAGCUCUGGCCAAGUUCAAGUCCAGCAUCUUCAAGAUCCUCAUUGCCACAGAUGUGGCUGCCAGAGGUUUGGACAUCCCUGCAGUCCAGCUUGUCAUCAACCACAACACCCCGGGGCUGCCCAAGAUCUACAUCCACCGCGUGGGACGGACGGCGCGCGCCGGGCGGCAGGGCUUGGCCAUCACGCUGGUGACACAGUAUGACAUCCACCUGGUGCACGCCAUCGAGGGGGAGAUCAAGCUGCAGCUGCAGGAGUUCUCAGUGGAGGAGCAGCUGGUGCUGGACAUCCUGACCCAGGUGAACGUCACCAGGAGGGAGUGUGAGAUCGAGCUGGAGGGGAUGGAUUUUGACGAGAAGAAGGAAAUCAACAAGAGGAAGCAGAUGAUCCUGGAAGGGAAGGACCCGGAGCUGGCGGCGCGCAGGAGGGCGGAGCUGGAGCGGAUCCGGGGCCGGAACCGCGAGUGCCGGGAGAGGCUGCGGGAGAGGCUGGGCAGGAAACGGCAGCGGAGCCGGGCCGGGAGGAGCGGGAGCAGGCGGGAGAGGGAGAGGGAGAGGGAGAGGGAGGAGGAGGGGGAGAAGGAGGAGGAGAAGGAGAAGGAGAAGGAGAAGGAGAAGGAGAAGGAGAAGGAGAAGGAGAAGGAGAAGGAGAAGGAGAAGGAGAAGGAGGAGCCGUGACCUGGCCGGGAUUGCCCUGGGAUUGCUGCUGCUUUGGGAAAGUUGGGAUUGAGCACUUGAAAGUGGGAAAACAUCGGUGCUGGGGAGAAGGGGAAACCCAGAACCCUUGGGAGGGCUUGGGAGCAGCUCAGGGCUGCUGGGACAGUUCCUGCUGGACAGUUCCUGCUGGGAUAAAUCCUGGGAUAAAUCCUGCUGGGACAGUUCCUGCUGGGGCAAUUCCUGCUGGGAUAAAUCCUGGGGCAAUUCCUGCUGGGAUAAAUCCUGCUGGGACAGUUCCUGCUGGGACAAAUCCUGGGACAGUUCCUGCUGGGACACUUCCUGUCCCUGCCCCUGCCCCUGUCCCUGCCACUCUCACUUGUUUGGAUCUUCCCCUGAGCCAGAGCCUAAAAAUACCCGGGGUGAGCUGAGCUCAGCCGUGCCAGAGCCUGGAGCCUCCCCGGGAGGAUCCUGGAAUGGUCCGGGACGUUGGGAAGGACUUUGGGAAUGGUCCUGGGCCUUUGGGAAUGAUCCUGCUUUGGGAACAGUCCUAUUUUUGGAAUAAUCCUGGGGACUUUGGGAAUAAUGCUGCUUUGGGAAUGAUCCUGGGAUUUUGGGAACAGUCCUGGGAUUUUGGGAACA
Messenger RNA from Motacilla alba alba, 2184 nucleotides. It is a transcript of the gene DDX49, whose product is annotated as DEAD-box helicase 49. The record is from RefSeq and is a predicted model, not a curated record. Bases 28 to 1566 code for a protein of 512 amino acids. The transcript has 13 exons. Gene Ontology annotation, molecular function: nucleic acid binding; RNA helicase activity; ATP binding. Lineage: Eukaryota; Metazoa; Chordata; Aves; Passeriformes; Motacillidae.